AAAGCGAUUACUCAAUAAAAGUAUUCUAAUGUAAACAAUAUUCUUGAAUAUCAUAACAAUCCUUGCUUGUUUGUUUUGGUAACUGCAGAGUUUAAGUAAAUUAACUUGUAUAACUUUAUUUCUUACAGUUUCCAUAAUUGUCUAUUUCAAUAAUAAUGGUUACCCCUUUAUUUCCUUCGUUAUCAUUGAACCAUGUUGAGUCUUAUUGGUUUUCUGGAGACAAAGUAAUCGAUGAAGAUGCUGUACUAACCAAUCUGGAAAAGGAACAACAAACUCAUUUUGCUGAAUUAGUUCAGAAAUAUGCCGAAUAUUUACCUCAAGCACAGCCAAAUGAACCUUACGAGGAAGACGAGGAAGAAGAAGAAGAGGACAAUGAUGAUGAUGAUGAUGAAGAUAGUGCAUCAAAUGAUGAUGAUAACGAUGAAGAACUUGAAGUAGAUGAGAUGCCAUUUAAUCCUGAUUCACCGAUAAUCAACAUCUCUUAAUUCAUAUAAUGUGUAUCAUUGCGUUAAGCUCGCGCUAGCUUGGGUUACAAAAAUGAUAUCCAUGUUUUCAAUUUUGAAAUUAUUUGCGAAAUUUGUAAAAAUAUCUAUAAUUAACAAAUCAACUUAAAUUUCUUCAA
Messenger RNA from Tetranychus urticae (two-spotted spider mite), 622 nucleotides. RefSeq lists its product as uncharacterized. Gene Ontology annotation, cellular component: anaphase-promoting complex. The record is from RefSeq and is a predicted model, not a curated record. Gene Ontology annotation, biological process: regulation of mitotic cell cycle spindle assembly checkpoint. Lineage: Eukaryota; Metazoa; Arthropoda; Arachnida; Trombidiformes; Tetranychidae.